GAAGAACUGUGCAAAAGGAGGACCUCAGAGGGUACAUUUAUGAGAAGUAGCAACAGUGCACGUUUUGACGGCAACUGGGGAAAUUUGGCAGCACGUGGUUUCUGAAGAGAGCCCCACUUUUGUUUUGUCCGAACACUCUCCAUCUUCAAGGUCUUGACUCUUCUCGGAGAAAAGAAAAAAACAGUUUUUCUUGUUAAUUUUCUUGUAAACUUUCUGGGAAAAUCUUUUUGGAAAGGGAGAGCUUGAGAUUUGCGUGAAUGGAAGAGCAGGAAAAUGAGGUUUUACCUGAUGGGUGGAGGGUGGAGAUGAGAAUCAGAAAGAAUGGUAAAAAGGAUAAGGUAAUUUAAUUUGUUAGGUCUAUAUUGAGAAGGUUGAAGCAGAAGGACUACCUCCAGGAUGGAUGAAGGAAAUUAGGAUAACAAAGUCAGCCAAUAAAGUUAGAAGAGAUCCGGUUUACAUUGAUCCUGUAAGUGGAUAUUUUUUCCGCUCUAUGAGGGAUGCAUCACGCUAUCUUGAAACUGGUGAGAUAGGAAGGUUGGCUUACAAACCGAAGGACAAAGGCGGCAACAAUGGUGGGCAUGAUGAGGAAUUGGGAAAUGAAAAAUGCAAUUCACCUACUGCGGCCAAGAAACAGAAGUUAGAAACCCCUGGUACAGAAGCAGCGAUUGUAGAUAGUUGCCCAAAAACAAGUGAGAUAGCACAGAAUGAAGAUGCACUCAAUUCAGCUGGUACAGGAGAACAAACUGAGAUUGAAGAUGCACUUAAUUCAGCUGGUACAGGAGAACAAACAGAGAUUGAAGAUGCACUAAAUGCAGCCGGAAUGGGAGAACACAUAGUGAAUAAAAAUGCACUAAAUUCAGCCGGUACUGGAGAACACACAGUGAAUGAAAAUGCACUAAAUUCGUCCAAUACCAGAGAACGCAUAUGCCUCACUGAGCAUGCUUCUUAUCAGGAUGGGCCAGGCAUUGUAUUGGGCAGUUCAAACCUUCAAGAAGCCAAGGAUUCCAAUAAAAUGGAUGGGGAGAAAGAUUCUGAUAAAAGUGCAUCCCUUUCAACCUCUGCGGUUGAGGUGUGCCCACAUAGGCCAACAUCUGAAGAUGUGGACACAAGGAAUGAAAAUAAGAAGACUGGACCUGGAAAGCGUGGAUCCAGGAAAAAAGAAGUGGAUAACUUGCCACGUCGGGCAUCAAAACGACUUGCUGGUGUUGCACUUGAUCCAACCCCAGAACUGAAACCUGUUACCAGAGGUCGUCAUAAACAGUCAGAUGAGAAAGUGGCCUCUGCAGCUGAGGGUUCUUGCUCUGAUAGUAUGGCUCCUCAGGCAUCCCAACAACCGAAUGGGCUUGUGGCGAAGCCUAAAUCAGAUCAUGUCUCUGACACUACAAAAAGCUCAGGAGGUUCAAUCAAAUCAAGUAAGUGGAGGCAUCUGUCUCAGGAUUCAAAUGAACAAGCUGGGAAGACAGAAACAGACUAUAAGAAUGACAAGAAGCAAGGAUGUGACAUUGUUUUGCCUAAGAGGAACAGCGAUAAAGCUGAAACUAGCAGUCAGGCUGAUGCAAAGCCAGGUCCCCAUGUCGACUUGCCAUUUGGAGAAUUAUUGUCAGACCCUUGCAUUGCUUUUGCAAUUCAAACUCUCACUGGAGCAACUUUCGACGCUUCAAACACCACUGAAGUGUCACUGGGAUCAAACAAUAGCGUAUUUGAGGGCUUGAAUACUUCAGAAGAGCAAUCUGGAAGGAUAAAGAGAGAAAAUGAGGGACUUGAGAAGCAGGACAACCUCACUGUUCCAAAAGGACCAGCAGUAAAGGCUGAAAGCAGCCAUGAAACUGAUGAGAAGCCAGGACCUCCCUUUGAUUUGCCUUUUGCAGAAAUCUGGAGAGACCCAUGCAUCGAAUUUGCAAUAAAAACUCUUACCAGUUCAAACCCAGUUGGCUGUGAUCUGGAUAUACAAGACUACUUCCACAGCAACUUAACACAUCACAAGCCCAAGCAAGCAAUAACUUCUGCCAAACCGAGUUCUUAUGCCAACAAUACAACAUCCUAAAGAAGACCGUGUCAAGAGAGCAAGCUCGUACUGGAAACAUAACGAUACAAAGCUCAGGUGUAAAGGGCCUGCACCAACAUGGCCAAAAGUGUUAUAACAAAUGUCACUGAUGGGCUAUUUUCCUGUUCUAACUUCCAUUGUAUAGAUAUAAGGCUUCUGUAGAACAGUGCUUCUAACCUAUUGCUUGCUGUUUCCCACGGUUGUUUAUCAAAAAUUCUCAUGUUGGACCUUGGCACUUCUCAGAAUGACUUUCCAUAGUGAGCUCAGUGGUUUUAGCUUGGCAGUCCAAUUUGUAAUCAGUCAGAUAGUUUGAAGUUGGGCGUGCUGAUGCUCACCAACAAAACUUCAUCCUGGACUGAAGAAAUAUAUCCUGCUUUACUAUAUUAUUUGUAUUGGCUGUGGUGUUGAUUUUUAUCAGAGAACACAAAUCACAGACUUGUUGAUGAUAAUUAUUCAGUGGGUUAAUCCAAUAAACUCUGCGAUUAUGACA
Mangifera indica (mango) is the source of this 2534-nucleotide messenger RNA. RefSeq names its product methyl-CpG-binding domain-containing protein 13-like. Gene Ontology annotation, molecular function: DNA binding. Lineage: Eukaryota; Viridiplantae; Streptophyta; Magnoliopsida; Sapindales; Anacardiaceae. The coding region runs from base 401 to 2044 and encodes 547 amino acids. The record is from RefSeq and is a predicted model, not a curated record. The transcript has 5 exons.